Molecule: messenger RNA, 360 nt
Organism: Cetraspora pellucida
Lineage: Eukaryota; Fungi; Glomeromycota; Glomeromycetes; Diversisporales; Gigasporaceae
Source: the annotation of a GenBank genome assembly
AUGAUGAUUAAUGUUGAUGUAUCUGCAAGUAAAUCAUAUAGUCUUACUUCCACUUCAAAUUAUAUUUAUAAAGGAUUUGUCAAAAGAGAUAAAACUAAUAAAAAGCCUGAAUUGGCAAUUUUUGAUAAUCAGUUUGCCAAUGGGAAGUUUAUUUCAAUUGAACCCUCUAAAAAUCAUUACUGCCCAGUCAAGCUUUUAAUUGAUUAUAUGUUAAUUAGACCAAAAAUAUCUGAUGCUAAGUCACUUUUUUUGUCACAACAGGGUAAACAGCUGACAGUAGGUGCCAUAAGGGCUGUCAUUAAGAGGAUGGUUAAGCUUGCAGGCCUUAAGGCAGAUUCAUGGCACACAGCAUCAGAAUAG